This is a messenger RNA of Moesziomyces antarcticus, 1338 nucleotides long. RefSeq names its product lipoyltransferase and lipoate-protein ligase. Gene Ontology annotation, cellular component: cytoplasm; mitochondrion. Gene Ontology annotation, biological process: protein lipoylation. The transcript has a single exon. Lineage: Eukaryota; Fungi; Basidiomycota; Ustilaginomycetes; Ustilaginales; Ustilaginaceae. The record is from RefSeq and is a predicted model, not a curated record. Bases 1 to 1338 code for a protein of 445 amino acids. Gene Ontology annotation, molecular function: lipoyltransferase activity.
AUGCUCACGCUUACUAGCGGCGUCGGCGUCGGCGUGCGCGCGACCUCGCGCUCGGUCGCAGCAGUCUUACGGCACGACACGCGAUGGAUGGCCACGGCUGCGGCGGCCUCGGGCUCAGGCUCGGUCGCACCGCAAGCGUACGUGUCUCGCUCUUCGAAUCCGUGGUUCAACCUGGCGUUUGAAGAUCAUCUGUUCCGUACGGUGGAUCCGGCGGUGCCGGUGUGCUUUCUGUACCGCAAUGCGGCGUGCGUGGUGGUGGGACGCAACCAGAAUCCGUGGAAGGAGCUCAAUGCAGCAGCCAUGCGAUCGAUCGACCUACCCAUGGUAAGAAGGCGCUCGGGAGGCGGCACCGUGUACCACGAUCUGGGCAACACCAACUAUUCGUUUCACAUGCCGCGCGAUACAUUCGACCGGCGCACGCAUGCCGAGCUCGUGGCGCGUGCACUCAACGCCACGCCCGUCGGGUUGCAUCUCUCACGUAGCCCGCUUGCGCGCGCCGACCGCGGAGCGUACGUCAACGAGCGCAACGAUAUCUGCAUCCGCGUCCAGCCGCGAUUCGACCGCAGCGCUACGGCGAAGACGCGGGCCGAGGCGGACGAGCAGGGGUGCGAGGAGAGGAAGGUGAGCGGGAGCGCGUACAAGCUGGUCAACACGCGCGCGUACCACCACGGCACCAUGCUGUUGUCUGCAAGUCUGGGCAGCUUGGGCAGCUCGCUGCGCAACGAGCGCGGAGAGCUGCUCGUCACCAAGGGCGUCGCGUCGGUCCCUGCGCCCGUCGCUAAUCUCGGCGAGGCGUUUGCGGACCGCAAGCACAUGCUCACGCACGACGUCUUUGUUCAGGCCGUCGUCGCCGAGUUCCUGCGCACGCACAACGCCAAGCCGGGAUCGCACAUCGAGGUGGACGAGUCGUGGCUCGCCGAGCCCGAACGCAAUAGCGGCAGGUGGAAGCUGCAGGAGAACUUUGACGAGCUGCAGAGCUGGGAGUGGGUGUUUGGCCAAACGCCCGAAUUCACCCACCGCGUAGCUGUGCACCAUCCCGCCGAGCUCGAAGCCCAUGGGGCCGAGGAGAAUGGCUGGGGCCCGUUUGCGAUCGAGAUCCACUCCAAGCACGGCAUCGUGCUCGACGCCAAGGUGGUGGAUGCGAGUUUUGAGCAGCAGCGGACAGAGGACGAGGUGCGCAGCGUCGUGCACGCGCUCAAGGGCCGACGCUACGAUGAGCUGGCGCUGCCACCGCCAUGGGGACCCAACUCGUCCCCACCAGCGGCAGAUGGUAACGCAGGCGGCAUCCGGACGAACAUUCGAGAUGCACUACUCGCAUGGCUCCGCACCAGGCUAUAG